Molecule: messenger RNA, 3128 nt
Organism: Toxotes jaculatrix (banded archerfish)
Lineage: Eukaryota; Metazoa; Chordata; Actinopteri; Toxotidae
Product: sodium-coupled neutral amino acid transporter 3-like
Exons: 16
Coding region: 420-1850 (476 amino acids)
Biological process (GO): glycine transport; L-histidine transmembrane transport; serine transport
Molecular function (GO): glycine transmembrane transporter activity; L-glutamine transmembrane transporter activity
Source: RefSeq, a predicted model, not a curated record
UUUAGGUUUACAUUACAUUAGAAAGACUGCUUGAACAAAAAGAAAAAUGCUAGCAGUGUCAAGAUAUGCAUAAUGUUACAUAUGUACAAGAUCGUUAUUUCAUAAAGUAACAGAGUACUACACGUGGCCUGAGCAGUCUGAAAGGAAAGGGAGUGGCUUGGCUUCUGACAUGGCAGGAAAUCUUCUCAAAGCGCGCAAUUUCUGUUUCCGCCCAACUCCCGUUUUUCCUCCCCACAGCUGCCAAAAACUUCAUGGCUCAGUGAGAGGCAGAUUUUGUACUUUCACUCGGUUACUUUUGUCUGGACUGAAGACAUCCAUCUGUCUGCCUGUUACAAAAGAGAAAAGUCUGAGGUGGAUUCUUUCAAUCCAGCAAAAGUAGAUCAAAAGAAGUUUUUCAAGUCUUAACCCCAACAACCAGAAUGGAGCUUCAGAAGAUGAAUGGACAUAGCAGGGAUGAUGGGUUUGAUGGACUGGAUGCCUUGGCUGAACAUGAGGAGUUUCUUCCACAUAAAACCGGUGUCAAGAAAGAAAUACACUUUACAGAUUUCGAGGGAAAGACUUCUUUUGGCAUGUCCAUCUUUAACCUCAGUAACGCCAUAAUGGGCAGUGGAAUUCUGGGAUUGGCUUUUGCAAUGUCCAACACCGGAAUCAUUCUUUUUUUAAUCCUGUUGACUUUCAUUGCCAUUCUGUCUGCGUAUUCGAUCCAUCUCUUGCUGAAAAGCGCUGGAGUUGUUGGGAUCCGGGCCUAUGAGCAGCUUGGGUAUCGGGCUUUUGGUCACCCAGGAAAAAUGCUGGCUGCCUGUGUUAUUACAAUACACAACAUUGGAGCUAUGUCUAGCUAUCUCUUCAUCAUCAAGUCUGAGCUUCCACUGGUUAUUCAAGCGUUCCUUGAUAACCCAGAACACACACAAGAGUGGUUCUUGAAUGGAAAGAUCUUGAUCAUCAUUGUUAGCACUUUCGUCAUCCUUCCUCUAGCACUCAUGAAACAACUUGGUUACCUGGGCUACACAAGUGGCUUCUCCCUCUCUUGCAUGGUGUUUUUCCUCAUUUCGGUUAUCUACAAGAAAUUCAACAUUCCCUGUCCACUCGAUGAUACUCAUAUCAACAUGACUUCUACUGUUGGCGACCAUAGUGCCGUUAAUGAGACAGACCACUUCUGUGAGGCCAAGCUAUUUACUGUCAACUCACAGACCGCAUACACCAUCCCAAUUCUGGCCUUUGCUUUUGUCUGUCACCCAGAAGUGCUACCAAUCUACACGGAGCUACGAAAUCCCACCAAGAAACGGAUGCAGAAUGUUGCCAACAUCUCCAUCUUGGCCAUGUUCGUCAUGUACCUGCUGACUGCUCUUUUUGGUUACCUCACCUUUUACGGUGCUGUGGAGUCAGAGCUGUUACACACCUACAGUCGCAUGGGAUCCCCUGAUGUCCUGAUUCUCUGUGUGCGUCUGGCUGUGCUGGUGGCCGUCACUCUCACUGUCCCUGUGGUUCUCUUCCCGAUCCGCAGAGCUUUGCUCCAGAUCUUGUUCCCUGACAAACCUUUCCACUGGGCCAGACAUAUUGGCAUUGCGUUUGGCCUCGUCUUUGUGGUCAACCUGCUUGUUAUCUUUGUGCCCUCCAUCCGUGACAUCUUUGGCAUUAUCGGAGCCACAUCUGCUCCCAGCCUUAUCUUCAUCCUACCUGGAAUCUUCUACAUCCGCAUUGUUCCUGAAGACCAGGAACCUUUCCUGUCCAGAUCCAAGAUUCAGGCCGCCUGCUUUGCUGCACUGGGAUUCAUCUUUAUGGUCAUGAGUUUGUCAUUUAUCAUCAUUGACUGGGUGACUGGAGAAUCCCGAAGUGGAGGUGGGCACUAGCUGCUGUGGCUGAACAGAGAUACAAUGAAAGAACGCCAACCAAAGCUCCCCGUCAUUAAAUUACCCUAUUCUGCCGAGUUCUGCCAAACAGGAAAAUUUGGCUGCACAACACAAAGGAUAUGUGAAGGACCUCACACACACACACACAGAACCCCCCAAAAAAGCAUUUUGACAUGUUAUGGGGCAGACAAAAGGUACUGUAAUGGAGGAGAGAACACAGAUGCAAGAGAAUACAAAGCAAUGUGUUCUGACUGAAUGAAUCCUGUGUCACAGGUCCCAGCAAGGAUGUUGUUUGGAGCCAUGUGUAGAAAUGCAAAAGACAGGAAAGGAGUAACAGCAUUAAGAAUGAAUGGGGACAGCAUGACUCAAAUGGAAAUCCCAUUUUAGAGUAUGGAUGUGUAGAGUUCCCUGGAAUAGCUCAGUCACUGCCAAAAUCCUUCCAAUGUACUUCCCUAAAAUCUCAGAGUUUACAUGACAGAAAUUUGAAAAGGCAGUUAUUUUCAUUACCCAGGAAUUAGCUUUUAGUCAAACAAGAUAUUUAAAAUAAUAAGAUAUUCUAGUUUGUUCAUUCAUUGGUUGCAAUUUCAUUGCACAUUUUGGGCAGUCAAGUCUUUUCAAAUUUCAAAUUUAUCUAAACGUCUCAGAUUCUGCUAAAUAUGGCCGGGGAGGAUUAGUCUGCAGUUCCACACCAACCAUUCCAGUCAGUCAUAAUACAAAUUUCAAUGACUUGUACAUGGAAUUGAAUUAACGUGUUCAAUGUUAUAUUUUGUUUAUAGAUUCUGACACUUAACACAAAUGUUGCAAAGGUUACAAUCUUCAAAACUAAGCCUGACCUUUUUUUAUAAGUGAUCCAACAAAUACGGUGUAGUUUGUGGGAAUUUUUUUCUUCUUUUUUUUUUUUUUUUUUUUGCUAUUCAUGAAGUUCAAACAGUUUGAUCAUUCAUAGAAAGACACAGAAAGGUGGUUUGUACAAUUUUUAAGUUUCUGUCCGUCCCUGAAAACAUCCAGAGCUGCAAACCAAAGAAUAUAUUUAUUGUGUUACAUUAAGAUGGGUUGCAACGCUUUUUUUUUUUUUUUUUACUAUGUUUGGCAAAGGCCUGUAAAGCAUUCAAAAAUCCAGUGCUGUUCAAUACGGUGAAUAAUUACCCAUCGCUCUAAGUUAAAAUGAAUGGAUUCUAUUCUCCUUUUUUUUGUUUUUAAAAUUUGCUACUCAUCUUGUAUAUUUUUAAAUUAAUUUGAAUGUUGUUAUCUGUCAAUAAAAUAUGUCUUUCAUUUGUA